This is a messenger RNA of Eucalyptus grandis, 3649 nucleotides long. RefSeq names its product proline-rich receptor-like protein kinase PERK9. The transcript is spliced from 9 exons. Gene Ontology annotation, biological process: protein phosphorylation. Gene Ontology annotation, molecular function: protein kinase activity; ATP binding. Lineage: Eukaryota; Viridiplantae; Streptophyta; Magnoliopsida; Myrtales; Myrtaceae. The record is from RefSeq and is a predicted model, not a curated record. Bases 776 to 2992 code for a protein of 738 amino acids.
UUGGAUCGCGGACCCCACAUACCGUGUGCCUCCAUUGCGGUUGCUCUCUCUCUUUCUCUCUCAGUGAGAGAGGGAGAGGAGAGGGGCACACGGAAGCUUCCAGGACUCAUUCAUCAUCGUCUAAUUCGAAACUAAAGUGUGAUGACUUCAAACGGCUGAACCAGUAAUAAGAGAUUCGCUUGGAGCGCAAAAGGUUCGGCUCUUGUGAUUCUGAAGCAUUUCUCGGGUUCGCCUGCGCUCGCUCGUUAAAGUGUCGGUGUUGCCACAUUUCUGUACUGGAGAUUCGGGCUGUAGUUUUUUUCACUUUUCAAGUCCCGAAUCGAAUGCGAAAAAAGUUAGGAUUUUGCUGGGCUCAGUCUAUGGGUUGGAGCUCAUGAAUCAUUGUUUCUUUUGGAGACUGUGAUCUGUCAUUGCUUUUCUUUUUCUUGGAGCCGAUCUGGGUUCUCUUAUAACGUUUGCCACCUUGUUUCAUCCGGGUUCAUAAGCCCCAUCGCUCCCCGAACUGUGUUCUAUUCUUCAUUGGCUGAUACUGAUGGUCUUCCUGGGACUCUGAGUGGCAGAGUCUAGCGAUUCUGUUUUGUGGUUUUAAAUUUGAGGACUUGGGUUUGGCUCAAGAACUGAUUUAGUCACUUGGGUUGUCCUCAAAAUUUAGUCUUCCUCGCUGGAAAAGGAAAUGUGGAGGUGUCCAGUAUGUUAGUUGAAUCCUCAAGAUUUGACAUGAUUUGCGAAACUGGAGAUUGAUUGAUCUGUUGUCUGGGUUGUGUUGAUCUCAGAGAUGGCAAGUACUUCGCCAUCUCCGGAUGCAUCCCCCUCCGCUGUGCCACCAUCAACUACCAUCUCUCCACCUCCACAGCCUUCCUCUCCUCCAUCACCCCCACCUCAGACUCCUCCAGCGACGCCGUCCCCGCCGCCGUCGGCACCGCCCCCUAAUCCACCAGCAAGUCCGCCCCCAUCUUCACCUCCUGCAACUUCCCCACCGUCACCUAGUCCACCAGUUACCCCUUCGACACCUGUUGCUGCUCCUCCUACGAGCUCGCCUCCGCCUCUGCCUCCACCUCCAUCACCAGUGCCGCCAUCGCCUUCCCCACCUCCACCGUCACCUCCACCACAACCGGCUGCAAAUUCUCCUAGUCCACCUCCACCACCAACUGCAAAUCCUCCUAGUUCACCUCCACCACCAACUGCAAAACCUCCUAGUCCACCUCCACCCCCAACUGCAAAACCUCCUAGUUCACCUCCACCGCCUUCUGCAAAACCGCCUGGAAAUCCACCUUCACCACCACCACCACCACGAUCAUCCAAAUCCCCUGAAAAUUCCCCACCGCCGCCGCCGCCGCCACUGUCACCACCAUCAACUCCACCUCGAAGUUCGCCUCCACCCCCAGCACCUGUGUCGCCCUCACCCAAAAGUUCACCUCCAUCACCAACCUCAAAUCCACCAAAAAGUUCACCUCCCCCUCCGGCAUCGGUUCCUACAGCUAAAUCACCUACACCUGCUAGAGUUAGUUCCCCCACGCCCAGUUCUCUACCAACUCCGCCUUCAAAUUCUCCUUCAAUCUCAGCAUCUCCACCCUCUUCAUCAGGUCUCUCUCCACCUUCCACUCCUGUCCCUUCAACCCCUGCAUCAACUGGUCCAACUGCAAGCAACAAUCCUAAUUCAGCUUCCAGUUCCAAUGACACCAGGAAUUCCAGUUCUGGAAUAGGAACAGCUGGCACAGUGGCUAUUGUUGUGGCAGUAUUCAUCCUCAUUAGCCUUAUUGGAUUUGCUGUCUGGUGCAUGAAAAAACGAAGGAAAAAGGUUACUGGACUUACUGGAGUCUACAUCGUGCCGUCACCUGGGGCCUCUUCCACUGGAACAGAUUCAUCUGUUAUCAAGACACAUUCUUCUGCACCCCUCCUUGGAAGUAGUUCAGGGAGUGAUGCUUACACGCCAAAGGAGCAGGGGGGAAUUGGAAAUUCCAGGCCAUUGUUUUCGUAUGAAGAGCUGGGCAAGGCUACAAAUGGUUUUUCAUCCCAAAAUUUAUUGGGUGAAGGUGGAUUUGGUGCUGUCUAUAAAGGAUUCCUUCCAGAUGGGAGAGAGAUAGCUGUAAAGCAGCUAAAAGUUGGUGGUGGGCAAGGGGAUCGAGAAUUUAAAGCUGAAGUUGAAAUCAUUAGUCGCAUACACCAUCGCCAUCUGGUGUCAUUAGUCGGGUACUGCAUUGCUGACACCAGAAGGUUGCUUGUGUAUGACUAUGUGCCUAAUAAUACCCUCUACUUUCAUCUUCAUGUAGAAGGUAGGCCAGUGCUGGAAUGGGCAACACGUGUUAAGAUUGCUGCUGGUGCUGCUCGUGGAUUGGCUUACCUUCAUGAAGACUGCCAUCCUCGUAUUAUCCAUAGAGACAUCAAGUCAUCAAACAUUCUCCUAGAUAAUAACUUCGAAGCUCGGGUAUCAGACUUUGGACUUGCCAAAUUAGCUCUUGAUGCAGAUACACAUAUCACUACACGUGUCAUGGGAACUUUCGGAUACAUGGCUCCUGAAUAUGCAACAAGUGGCAAAUUGACCGAGAAAUCUGAUGUUUUCUCUUACGGAGUUGUGCUUCUGGAGCUAAUAACUGGACGGAAGCCUGUGGAUGCAUCACAACCCUUGGGAGAUGAGAGUUUAGUUGAAUGGGCUCGACCUUUGCUGAGCCAUGCACUUGACAAUGAAGAAUUUGAGGGUUUGGCAGAUCCAAAGCUUGAAAGAAAUUAUGUUGAAGCCGAAAUGUUCCGGAUGAUGGAAGCUGCAGCUGCUUGUGUGCGACAUUCAGCUGCCAAGAGACCUCGUAUGGGACAGAUUGUGAGAGCAUUUGAUAGUUUGGCUGCUUCUGACUUAACUAAUGGAAUGAGACUAGGAGAGAGCGAGGUGUUUAAUUCUGCUCAACAAUCUGCAGAAAUCAGAUUGUUUCAGAGGAUGGCUUUUGGCAGCCAAGAUUACAGUACAGAAUUCUUUAGCCGGUGUAGCUCGAAUAGUUGAAGGAUGGCUUUGGUAAAUAUUGCAAGAGGAUUCAUUUUGCAUCGAGAGAGUUUGUCUUGUCUGAGCUGUGGCUCUCAAGGGCUUGUCUGCUGGAAAAGGGCAAAACUCACUCUCUUGGGCCUGUAAGUAGGAUUCUUCAUAAAGUCGAGUUGUGCACUGCCUUACCGCAAUUUUUUUUUAGGGUAGCCAGUAUUAUUGCAUAUCUUCUAUCGCCACCGAGGUUUAGGGUGGUGUGAAAUCUCAUUGGUUCAAUUUUGUUCAUUUUAUUCAAAUUCAAACUCGUGUAAUUAAUCUCUGUAAUAUCUUAAUGGGUUCCUUUUCCCACUCUUUCUUUAAAUUGGGGGAGAAGAUUAUGUUACACAUCGGUGAAUGAACAGUCUCCAACUGUCACGGCAUCUGCAUCAAUAGAAUCAAGCUUGUGACUCCGUAUAAAAGGGAAUUUUGUAGAAGAUCCCAUAACAUUACUGUAUCUGCAAGAAGAAGACUUCUUCUUCUUCUUCUUCUUCUUCUUCUUCUUCUUCUUUUUGGCAUGAGUAAUGUUUGAUAUACAAGAGUCUGAAGACUUGUAUGCGAAAACUUAUGAGAUCAUGUUUGCAAGGAAUGAUGUAUGAUUGCAUAAGCUUUUAAAUAUCAGUCUCGAUAGUUUUGCAUUUGUAA